AUGGAUCAAACUAUUUCCAUAUUGAGUGAACAACGCUCCUGCCACCCCAAUGAUCUACGAACAUCGCCGAACAGUGCCGAUUGUUACUCCCAAGAAGGUGAUCACCCCCUGGCGCUUUGUUUACCGUCCUCCCAAACUUUGAUUCAAGCCUCCCGUACGCCGCCUCCACCUUGGAACGUACCCACCAAGAAAGGAAUACCCGGGCUCAUAUGCGUCGUCUGCGGGGAUACCAGCUCGGGGAAACAUUACGGAAUUCUGGCCUGCAACGGCUGUUCCGGAUUUUUCAAAAGAUCCGUCAGAAGAAAACUCAUUUAUAGGUGUCAAGCUGGAACUGGUCGAUGUAUAGUAGACAAGGCACAUAGGAAUCAAUGUCAAGCGUGUCGUUUAAAGAAAUGUCUCGCUAUGGGGAUGAACAAAGACGCCGUGCAAAACGAAAGACAACCGAGAAAUACGGCUACCAUAAGACCGGAAACGUUAAGAGACAUGAGCGCCGAACAAGAAAGAGCCCUAAGAGAGGCCGCUGUAGCCGUGGGCGUCUUCGGACCCCCCGUAUCUUUAACGAUGGCUUUCAAUCCAGCAAGAUACACAAACACUUUUCUAACGCAUACAACGUUGCCGAAUAGAGAACCGACACCUAAAGAUAUGAACACCAGCAGCGAUAAUGACGAAGAAAGUAUAGAUGUGACUAACGAAGAAGACGAUACGCCUACGGGAUGCGGCGUAUCGUCCAGUAGCGGUCCGUUACGACCCGAACCGCAAUCAGGUUCCAUCGCCACGGGAAUCUAUCAAACACCCCACGAAACUAUACACGAAACGUCCGCUAGACUGCUUUUUAUGGCGGUCAAAUGGGCCAAAAAUUUACCGAGCUUCGCUAGUUUGCCAUUCAGAGAUCAGGUGAUAUUGUUAGAAGAAACUUGGAGUGAAUUGUUUCUCUUAAACGCCAUCCAAUGGUGUAUGCCUCUCGAUAUAUCCGCCAGUCCUUUAUUCAACAUCAACGAACACACCAAAAACGGCCAUUCGAUUGUCGAUGUCAAAAUUUUAGGAGACACGCUUCUCAGGUUCAAAGCAGUUCACGUGGAUCCAGCCGAAUUCGCUUGUUUGAAAGCCGUCGUUUUAUUCAGAGCCGAAACGCGAGGCUUAAAAGAUCCAAGUCAAAUUGAAAAUCUCCAAGAUCAAGCUCAAGUUAUGUUAUGGCAACACUGUAGAACACAACUACCAGGUCAAGUUGCGAGAUUCGGUAGACUCCUACUGAUGUUACCGUUACUCAGAAUUGUUCCUGCGCUAAGAAUCGAAGCGAUUUUUUUUCAAAAAACCAUCGGAAAUACGCCGAUGGAAAAAGUUUUGUGCGACAUGUAUAAAAAUUAAUAAAUUCGUUGUAAAUAUAUUAACGUUAAUCUGUAAAAUAUGUCUAUUUAUAUGAUAUCACUCGUUAUUUUUAGUUGCAGUACUAAUUACAGACACUGUAUUCAAAAUACUCAAAAUUGUGACU
Molecule: messenger RNA, 1489 nt
Organism: Diorhabda carinulata
Lineage: Eukaryota; Metazoa; Arthropoda; Insecta; Coleoptera; Chrysomelidae
Product: photoreceptor-specific nuclear receptor-like
Exons: 7
Coding region: 1-1365 (454 amino acids)
Biological process (GO): cell differentiation; anatomical structure development; positive regulation of transcription by RNA polymerase II
Molecular function (GO): nuclear receptor activity; zinc ion binding; RNA polymerase II cis-regulatory region sequence-specific DNA binding
Source: RefSeq, a predicted model, not a curated record